This is a messenger RNA of Lodderomyces pseudojiufengensis, 1683 nucleotides long. Its product is annotated as sugar porter family MFS transporter. Gene Ontology annotation, cellular component: plasma membrane. Gene Ontology annotation, biological process: carbohydrate transport; transmembrane transport. NCBI's taxonomy places the organism in Eukaryota, Fungi, Ascomycota, Pichiomycetes, Serinales, Debaryomycetaceae. Bases 1 to 1683 code for a protein of 560 amino acids. The transcript has a single exon. The record is from RefSeq and is a predicted model, not a curated record. Gene Ontology annotation, molecular function: carbohydrate:proton symporter activity.
AUGUCACAAGCCUCCUCAAAUACUAUCGAAGAUCCAUCUCAUUCACUAACAGAAAAAUAUAAUCGCGACGAAGAACAACCACAAUCAGACGAUGUUGAGCAAGAAGAUAAAAUAGAAGACGAGGCAGAUCAUUCCGCGGAUGAAUUAAAUAACAAGCCAUUGUCUGCAUACGCAGGAAUCAUUACUAUGUGUAUUUUGAUUGCAUUUGGUGGGUUUGUCUUUGGAUUCGAUACCGGUACUAUCUCAGGUUUUGUAAAUAUGACCGAUUUUCAAAGAAGGUUUGGUCAAUCUGAUAGUUCGGGAGGACAUUACUUUUCAAAUGUUAGAACAGGUUGUAUUAUCGGUUUAUUCAAUGCAGGUUGUGCUAUAGGUGCUUUAUUUGUAUCAAAAGCUGCUGAUUUGAAAGGUAGAAGAUUAGCUAUAAUGUUGGCCAUGAUCAUUUAUGUUGUUGGUGUUAUUGUACAAAUUUCUUCACAAGAAGCAUGGUAUCAAAUUAUGAUUGGUAGAAUUAUCACUGGUUUAGGUGUUGGUACAUUAUCAGUUGUAUGUCCGAUGUUUAUUUCAGAAGUAUCCCCAAGACAUUUAAGAGGUACUUUAGUUUGUUGUUUUCAACUCAUGAUUACCAUGGGUAUAUUCUUAGGAUACUGUACAACUUAUGGUACUAAAACUUACUCAGAUUCUAGACAAUGGAGAAUACCAUUAGGUUUAUGUUUUGCUUGGGCUUUAUUAUUAGUUGGUGGUAUGGUAAGAAUGCCAGAAUCACCAAGAUAUCUUAUUGGUAAAGAUAGGAUUGAAGAUGCUAAAGCAUCAAUGGCUAAGACCAAUAAAGUUUCAGAAGAUGAUCCAGCAUUAUUAAAAGAGGUAAGAUUGCUUCAAGCAGGUGUAGAUAGAGAAAGAAUGGCAGGUAAAGCAGGAUGGAUGACUUUAAUCACAGGAAAACCAAGAAUUUUUGAAAGGGUUCUAGUAGGUGCUAUGUGUCAAGCUUUACAACAAUUGACAGGUAACAAUUAUUUCUUCUACUAUAGUACUACAAUUUUCAAAGCUAUUGGAUUGAAUGAUUCUUUUCAAACUUCAAUUAUUAUUGGUGUUAUCAACUUUGCAUCAACUUUCUUGGGUAUUUAUUUGAUUGAUAAAUUAGGAAGAAGAUCAUGUUUAUUAUUAGGUUCAUGUGCUAUGUCUGUUUGUUUCUUAAUUUAUUCAUUAGUUGGUUCUCAACAUUUGUAUAUCGAUGGUCCAGAUGGUCCAACCAGACAUGCUGAUGGUAAAGCAUUGAUUUUUAUAACAUGUUUGUUUAUCUUUUUCUUUGCUUCAACUUGGGCAGGUGGUGUUUAUUCAAUUAUUUCAGAAAUUUAUCCAUUGAAGGUAAGAUCAAAAGCAAUGGGUGUCGCUAGUGCUGCAAAUUGGAUUUUUGGUUUCCUUAUCUCAUUCUUUACUUCAUUCAUCACAGAUGCAAUUCAUUUCUAUUAUGGAUUUGUAUUUUUUGGCUGUUUAUUGUUUUCAAUUUUCUUUGUUUAUUUCAUGCUUUAUGAAACAAAGGGCCUUAAUUUGGAAGAAGUUGAUGAAUUAUAUCAGAGUGGUAUCCCAGCUUGGAAAUCAUCAGAAUGGGUUCCACCAUCAGAAGAAGAAAUGGCUACUUCAACAGGUUACGCAGGGUACCAUAAAGCUGAACAAGAACAUGUAUGA